Messenger RNA from Drosophila rhopaloa, 1348 nucleotides. RefSeq lists its product as uncharacterized. Lineage: Eukaryota; Metazoa; Arthropoda; Insecta; Diptera; Drosophilidae. The record is from RefSeq and is a predicted model, not a curated record.
AAUGGCUGCUAGUAAAAUUCCCGAUUGGUUCAGUGCGGAACUUUUCGAAGAUGUACUCAAAUCGAGUGUCGAGGGAUACUCAAAAGUCAGAAGCUUCAAGGCGGAAAGUGGAUCCGCGGCUGGGGACAACUACGCCACAAUUAUGCUGCGAGUUAACAUCGAAGUGGAACUGCAAGAUGGUACAACUAAACAGGUGUCGUACAUGGUUAAGUUGCCACAUCAGAACGAUGUAUACAAGGAAAUGAUGAAGCACACCAACAUCUUCGAAAUCGAGCGCACAAUGUACAAUGAGGUUGUUCCCGAGAUGGAGGCUAUUUACAGGGCGGCGGGUGUGGAGGUCACGUUUGGAGCCAAGAGCUACGAUCUGGGAGCCAAGAGCUACGAUCUGAGGGAUGCCAAGAGCGAAUACAUAGCUCUAGAGGAUCUGUGCACCAAGGGGUUUAAGAAUGUCAACCGCCUCGAGGGACUAGAUCAAGCGCAUACGGAGAGAGUUCUCCGGAAGUUGGCCCAGUGGCAUGCCGUAACCGCUGUGCGGAUAGACACCAAGGGGCAGUAUCCAGAAAUCGUGCUGAAGGGCUUCUUCAAGGAGGAAAACAAGCCGAUGAUGAACGAAAUGAUGAACGGCAUGGGCCAGAUAUUCCUCAAAUGCUGUGCCACCUACGAAGGUAACGAGGCAUACAUAGAAAAAAUCAAAGCCCUAAAACCAGUCGUAAUUGAUGAGAUGUUCAGGUUGGGUGAGGUUGAUCCUACGGAUUUUAAUGUGCUGAACCACGGCGAUUCCUGGUCGAAUAACAUUAUGUUCCAGUACGAUGAUUUUGGCCAGAUCAAGGAGGUGUAUAUGGUCGACUAUCAGGUAUCGAAGUACGGAUCUGUGGCUCAGGACUUGCUCUACUUCCUAAUAUCUUCCACGAAGCUGGAAGACAAGUUGAGCAAAUUCGACUACUAUAUUAAGGUGUACCAUGAUAAUCUGGUGGAGCACCUCAAGAUCCUGAAGUACUCCAAGCCAGUGCCAAGUUUGCGAGACAUUCACAAAACGUUGUUCAAGUAUGGUCUUUUUGCAUACUCCGUGGCCACUGGUGUAAUGGCAGCUGUCCUUGUUGAUCCAACAGAAAACGCCAGUUUUGAGAACUUUGUUGGCGACUCCGCCGAGGGAGUGGACUUCCAGAUGCAAAUGUACAACAAUGCCCGAUACCGAAAACACAUUCAGGCAAUCCUGCCCUGGCUGCUUAAUCGCGGCGCCCUGGAUAUCAAUUAGAAAAUGAAUUCCCGCAGGAAACGCUCAAAUCCGUUAUUGUGGCUCAUAGAGCUCGGAACCAAGUAUUAAAAUAAAUAAAAUAUAGACAAAGAC